This is a messenger RNA of Phoenix dactylifera (date palm), 1083 nucleotides long. The record is from RefSeq and is a predicted model, not a curated record. NCBI's taxonomy places the organism in Eukaryota, Viridiplantae, Streptophyta, Magnoliopsida, Arecales, Arecaceae.
AUGGCCAAACGCUUCCGCCUUCGUCUUUCCCGCGUCAUCACGUCCUUCCAGAGCUGCCGCACUAAGGAUGACGCCGGCGUCACCGAUACUACCACCCCCUCCUUCCGUCUCUCCCCCGUUAACCACAAGGCGCUCGACAUCGACUUCCCUCCGCCGCCGUCUCCCGCUGCCCCGGCGUUCCUCCGCCGACACCCGCCCGUCGUCUCCGCCGCGUGCGGCUGCCGCCCCUCCCGCCGCGGCGGCCACUUAUCUGCCGCCGGCGACGAGGCCGACGACCUCGCACUCGCCCGAGGAACCCCGGCGUACCUCUGGCGGAAGGACGAGAAGUGGCACGUCGUCGCCUAUGCCGCCGGCGGCGGCAACGGCGAUGAUUUUGCUUCCUCCCCCCGCCGGAAGAUCGAUUCCGACGACGGCGGGGACAUCUUCCCGCCGGUGGCGAUGGCGCGUGCGAGGCGGAGGGAGGUGGAGCGGCGCCGCCUGCGGCGGCGAGCGGAGGCGAGAAGAUCGUCGCGAUACCGAGCGCGGGUGAGCACCUCAUCGGCGGACAGCGGGUGGUUCAGCAGCGAUGGGGACGAGGAGAACGACGAGCGGGAGGGCGGCGAUAAUUUCGACAAGGAGGACGAGGACGACGACGACGACGAGACGGAGACUUUGGUCUCGUCGACGGACAACUCGUCAGAUAACGUGCUUCGGCGGAGAAGAAUGACGAGGCGGCGGAAUGGGGAGGUGGUGAAGUGCUUACCGUCGCCGGAGGGGGCGGCAGCUGCGGUGCUGCGGAGGCUGGUGCCGUGCGGGGCGGCGGCGAUGGCCGAGGGGAAGGUGAGGGAGAGCUUCGCGGUGGUGAAGCGGUCGGAGGACCCGCGGGCGGACUUCCGGCGGUCGAUGGCGGAGAUGGUGGUGGAGAAGGAGAUGUACGAGGCUGGGGACCUGGAGCAGCUGCUGCACUGCUUCCUAUCUCUCAACUCGCGGCGCCACCACGGGGCCAUCGUGGCGGCCUUCUCGGAUAUCUGGGACGCGCUCUUCCCCGCCACCGCCACUCCGGCCGCCGCGGCCCCAACUUUUCCUAAAAUUAGUUAUAAGUAG